AUGGAACAUGGCCCCAGAAUAGCAAGGUCCCCAAAAGGCGAAUACCCCGGCCUCUCUGGCAAGGAGUCAAACCCACUCAAUACCACCGACCCGAACUCCCCCUAUAUAUCUGUCACCGACGAUGCUCUCUUCGUAGAUUCGGACCCAGGUCACUCUUUUCAAGCGAUCCGAGAACAGAUUUUUGGGUCGAAUGAUAGCUCGGCUGACCCAGCUCCGAUGAACGGCUUUGCCCAGCAAGCGGAGAGCAUGGGUGAAGGAAUGAGCAAAACCGUGAUGAGUGGAUUUAAACCGAGUCGAUUACCGGUGUACUCAAAGUUAGCGAACGAGUUCGGCGUUUUCGACCGGUGGUUCGCUUCGGUUCCCGCCUCGACUCAACCGAACCGGUUUUACGUUCAUUCAGCUACAUCGUUUGUAGCGAUGAGUAAUGUGAGGAAAGACCUCGUCAAUGGAUUCCCCCAAAAGACGAUUUUCGAUUCGUUGGACGAAAAUGGCCUCAGCUUCGGCAUUUAUUACCAAAAUAUCCCGGCUACCCUUUUCUUCAAAAGCCUCAGGAAAUUGAAGUUCUUAAUCAAAUUCCACAGUUAUGCUUUGAAGUUCCGCCUCCACGCGCGGCUCGGGAAGCUCCCGAAUUACGUGGUGGUGGAGCAACGCUACUUCAACGUCAAUUUGUUCCCGGCGAACGACGAUCACCCGUCGCAUGAUGUGGCGCUUGGGCAGAAGUUUGUGAAGGAGGUGUACGAGAUACUGAGGAGUAGUCCCCAGUGGAAAGAGAUGGCUCUUUUGAUUACUUACGACGAGCACGGAGGGCUUUAUGAUCACGUGCCGACUCCGGUCUCAGGUGUGCCUAACCCGGACGGAAUAGUGGGACCCGACCCGUAUUAUUUCAAGUUCAAUAGGCUUGGUGUUAGGGUCCCUACUCUAUUGAUCUCUCCCUGGAUCGACAAGUCCACCGUGAUCCAUGAACCAACUGGACCAACACCAUUUUCGCAGUUUGAACAUUCUUCCAUCCCUGCAACAGUGAAGAAGCUUUUCAACCUGAAUUCAAAUUUCCUGACAAAGAGGGAUGUGUGGGCUGCAACAUUCGAGAAUUAUUUUAACCUGCGGAGUACUCCUCGUACUGACUGCCCUGAAACACUUCCCGAGGUAACAACAUCACUGAGGCCAUGGGGACCAAAAGAAGACGCUAUCUUGUCGGAAUUCCAAGUUGAACUCGUUCAGCUUGCAUCACAACUCAAUGGUGAUCAUGUCCUCAAAUCUUACCCAUAUAUCGGGAAAAGCAUGAGAGUAGGUGAAGCCAACCAAUAUGUAGAGAAUGCAGUCAAGAGGUUCCUGGAAGCUGGAAGAGCUGCUAUAAGAGCUGGAGCUAAUGAUUCCGCAAUCGUAACAAUGAGGCCUUCACUUACCAGUCGAAUUGAAGAUAGGAGCCAAUACGUCGAAGCCUAUUAGUCCUAUACAACUAUCCCCGCCCCACUGUAAUAUAAAUCUAGAUUAUUAUAUCUACACGUAUAGCAAAUAUCCCAAGUAUACUAGCAUAAAAAAACUUAAUAUCAAUGACUUAAGCUGUAAUUAUUCAUAUAUUAUC
This is a messenger RNA of Hibiscus syriacus, 1582 nucleotides long. RefSeq names its product non-specific phospholipase C1-like. Gene Ontology annotation, molecular function: hydrolase activity, acting on ester bonds. Lineage: Eukaryota; Viridiplantae; Streptophyta; Magnoliopsida; Malvales; Malvaceae. Gene Ontology annotation, biological process: phospholipid catabolic process. Bases 1 to 1446 code for a protein of 481 amino acids. The record is from RefSeq and is a predicted model, not a curated record. The transcript has 4 exons.